This is a messenger RNA of Pisolithus orientalis, 717 nucleotides long. RefSeq lists its product as uncharacterized. NCBI's taxonomy places the organism in Eukaryota, Fungi, Basidiomycota, Agaricomycetes, Boletales, Pisolithaceae. Gene Ontology annotation, molecular function: structural constituent of ribosome. The record is from RefSeq and is a predicted model, not a curated record. The coding region runs from base 1 to 717 and encodes 238 amino acids. Gene Ontology annotation, cellular component: mitochondrial large ribosomal subunit. The transcript is spliced from 3 exons.
AUGGCUGCACGCGCCGUGAAACGGUUCAGGAUUCGGGAGGUCACCACUGCAAAGGCCCCCUCCGUUUUACCCUCCGCUGCGCCAAGUCUCCCGGUACCACAGCUUCAGUCAGUAACGAAGCCUGACAGCGGUGCUGCAACGGAGUCGCAGGACCACACUCAAGUCGAUGUCCCUAUCGCCCCAAAGCACGUUCCUCGACGAACAAAUCCGUUCGUUCCACAACUGAACCCAAAGACGGGGAAAUGGGCUCCUCCGAAGUACUCCUUACGCCAGCAGGCGGAUUUGAUCAAAAAGGCGCGUAAGACGGGGAUGCUGGACUUGCUGCCACCGGGCACGAAGACGAACAAGGCACGGGAACGGUUGGUCGUUGCUCAGGCUGCACAGCCAGUCGUGAAAGCACAGGCCGUUACUGGCGAAACGUCAGCGCCGACGAAUCCGAGGGAUGAAGGAUGGCAACGACCAGUUGAGUGGGUCGGCAAGGUUACAGAGCGCAAGGUCGCUGGUGCGGAGAUUGGGAACAGGUUAUACGCGGGCCGGAAGAGGAUGUUCAAGGGACACAAGUGGGAGCGAGUCGCGGAGAAGAGGGCGAUUCGGAGGAAGAUGUUGUUGCGCGAUAUGCCCAAACGUAUUGCGCGGUACAAGCAAUACUACAGGAGAAGACGUCCAAACCCUCUCAAGCUUACUGGUACACCCAAGAAUGCCAAGCUCCCCUUCUAG